Molecule: messenger RNA, 2651 nt
Organism: Tarenaya hassleriana
Lineage: Eukaryota; Viridiplantae; Streptophyta; Magnoliopsida; Brassicales; Cleomaceae
Product: receptor protein kinase-like protein ZAR1
Exons: 3
Coding region: 327-2411 (694 amino acids)
Biological process (GO): protein phosphorylation
Molecular function (GO): receptor serine/threonine kinase binding; protein kinase activity; ATP binding
Source: RefSeq, a predicted model, not a curated record
UGCAUGCAUUUCUCAGUAAACCCUUCUCUUAUUUUUUUUCGUUUCGCUUUUCCAGCCUUUUUUCUUGGUAGAUUACAUUAUUUGAUUGCGAUAACUAACCUUUAAUCACCACUAUUAAUUGAUUAGCAACGCUCGAAAACCAGCUGAACCUUUUUUCAACGUUUACACACUCUUUUCUCUCUUCAUCCGAGUCACUGUUUUCACACUCUCAUCUCUCUCUCUCUCUCCAAUCUCUGCCGCAAUCAACUCUUCGAUUUUCUCAAGGAAUUGUAGAUCUCUCUCCUUCUUCCGGAAUUCCACAUUUUUCUUCUCUGUUCCUCGAAUCUAUGGUGGUUUACCUUGCAUUCCUGGUUGCUUGUUCCUGCUUCUUCGGUGGCGAAGUGGGUGCUCUGAACGACGAAGGGUAUGCCCUUCUAACUUUCAAACAAUCUGUUCUCAGAGACCCGUUUGGGUCUUUAAGUAAUUGGAACUCCUCCGACCCGAAUCCUUGUUCUUGGAACGGAGUUACAUGCGACGAACAAAGGGUUGUGUCUGUGAGCAUCCCCAGGAAGAAACUCGUAGGUUUUCUUCCUUCGUCCCUGGGUUUACUCCUUUAUCUUCGCCAUCUGAAUUUGAGGAGUAAUGAUCUUAAUGGGAGCUUUCCCGUUGAGCUGUUUGAGGCUCGAAGGCUGCAAAGUCUGGUGCUUUAUGGAAAUUCGUUAUCUGGGUCGAUUCCAAAUGAGAUUGGGAAGCUCAAUUCCCUGCAAAGCUUAGACUUGUCGCGUAAUUUCUUGAAUGGAUCGAUCCCAGAGUCGAUUUUACAGUGUAAGAGGCUUAGGCACUUUGAUUUGAGCCGGAAUGCUCUCACCGGUGCUCUUCCCGAUGGGUUUGGUCAUGCUUUGGCUUCUUUAGGGAAGCUUGACCUCUCAUUCAAUCAGUUCAAUGGCCUAAUUCCUAGUGAUUUGGGCAACUUGACGAAUCUGGAGGGAACUCUUGAUUUGUCUCAUAACUCAUUUAGUGGCUCCAUCCCGGCUAGUCUGGGAAAUUUGCCUGAGAAAGUGUACAUUGAUCUUGCUUACAACAAUCUGAGUGGACCAAUCCCUCAAACUGGUGCUCUGGUAAACAGAGGACCAACUGCAUUCAUGGGGAACCCGAGGUUAUGUGGCCCGCCAUUGAAGUACCCUUGCUUGCCAAACUCGGGAAGUUCUCCAUCUUCUUAUCCUUUUCGUCCCCCAAACCACGAUCAUGGAGGUUUAGAUGAUAAUGGUGAAGGGUCUAAGAAAGGAAGAGGUCUAAGUAAGGGUGCCAUUGUCGCAAUUGUGGUUUGUGAUGUCAUUGGUAUCUGCCUUGUGGGAUUGCUUUUCUCUUAUUGUUACUCGAAGAUCAGUUCGAGCUGUAAUAAUGUGGAUGAGAAAGGCAAGGAAGGUAAAGAAGGUUCCUUCUGUUUCAGAGUAGAAGGAUCAGAGACCCCUUCGGAAAAUCUGGAGCUACAUGAUCUUGUUCUGUUGGAUAAACAUGUAGCUUUCGAUCUGGACGAGUUGCUCAAGGCCUCGGCUUUUGUUCUUGGGAAGAGCGGGAAUGGGGUUGUGUACAAGGUUGUCCUUGAAGACGGGUUAACUGUCGCUGUAAGGAGAUUGGGAGGAGGAGGAUCUCAAAGGUAUAAGGAGUUUCAGACAGAAGUUGAAGCCAUUGGAGAGCUGAGGCAUCCAAACAUUGUAAAUCUCAGAGCUUAUUAUUGGUCCGUGGAGGAGAAGCUUCUCAUCUAUGACUACAUACCUAAUGGAAGUCUUGCCAAUGCAAUCCACGGAAGGGUGGCAUUCAAGCCACUGUCUUGGCCGGUUAGAAUGAAGAUUAUCAAGGGAAUAGCAAGAGGGUUGGUCUAUCUUCAUCAGUUCAGCCCCAAGAAGUACGUUCAUGGAUCUUUCAAACCGAGCAAUAUUCUUCUCGGGCACGAUAUGGAGCCUCAUAUAUCUGAUUUUGGACUUGUCCGUCUCUCCAACAUCGCUGUAGGAUCCCCGACCUCAGAAUCAAACAGAGUGGUAACCGAUGAGCAAUCACAAGACCGAGCAUCCAAACUGGGAUCGUACUAUCAAGCGCCAGAAGCCAUGAAAGCAGUUAAACCGUCUCAGAAAUGGGAUGUUUACUCGUUCGGUGUGAUUUUACUCGAGAUGAUAACCGGAAGGUUACCGGUUGUUAGCGUGGGAAAUUCUGAAAUGGGUAUUGUUCAAUGGAUUCAGAUGUGUAUCGAGGAGAAGAAGGAGAUGGCGGAUAUAUUGGAUCGGUCUUUGGAGGAGGACAAUGCAGAGGAAGUGGAAGAGGAGAUCAUCUCAGUGUUGAAGAUAGCAAUGGCGUGCGUUAGUAGUAGCCCUGAGAAGAGGCCGACUAUGAAGCAUAUCUCUGAGGCUCUCAACCAAAUCGGUUUCCGACAGUGACUCUAAACCAAAACUGUUCCAACUUAAAAGUUUGUUGGAAGUGGUGGAAGUUUAUGUAACUUUAAAGUUUUCUUCGUGUGUUGUUUUGUCCCUUGCACCUGAUAUAUAUAUAUAUAUAUAUAUAUGCUUGCAUUCAUGCAUGUAUGUAUGUACAAGGUCUCUUUGAAAUAUGAUACAUAUACAUAUGUAUGUAUGUAUGUACAGGGUCUCUUUGAAACAUGAUGUAUGCAUGUUUACACA